Messenger RNA from Haliotis rufescens (red abalone), 1282 nucleotides. RefSeq names its product fibrinogen alpha chain-like. Lineage: Eukaryota; Metazoa; Mollusca; Gastropoda; Lepetellida; Haliotidae. The coding region runs from base 23 to 1099 and encodes 358 amino acids. The transcript has 4 exons. The record is from RefSeq and is a predicted model, not a curated record.
GACGCAACGGGCACAUGACAGGAUGGUGUGUCUACUGACUACUAAAAUUCUUCUGCUCGCCGCCAUACACGUUGUAAACGCUGCAGACGUCUCCAUGAAGCGGUUCAUUACAUACCCAGGAUGCACCAGUGACAUGGCCCCCGGAAGUGCUCCCAUAGCUACUUCAUCGACUAGUUCCGGUAUAGAAUGUUCCACUUUGUGCGCGCGCAGAGAUGACUGUGAGGCGGUGAACAUCUGUGAAGGCCCGGGAUACAAUACGUGUGAGCUCCUGGGUGCCCGGAGCGGGGGUUGUGGCGGGCUGGUGCCAAGAUCUGGCUGUAAAUAUAAGGAAAAAGAUGUUCAGGAACACAACCCGUGCUAUAACGGGGGCACCUGGUUCUACGCCCAGCCCUGCCUGUGUCUGCCCGGCUGGGCGGGAUACUACUGUCAAAGAAUAGUUCGAGAUUGCAAGGAGGGGCAGGAGUCUGGUCAAACUGGAGGGAAAGUGUCCACAAUCCAACCAAUAAAGUGUCCGCACUCAUUUGAAGCUUACUGCGUCUUCACCUGGGGUUCCAUGUACUUCCUGAGGAGGAACCACCCCUUUACUGACAUCAGUGUCUGUGCCGGAAACGAGCUCGACCCAAACAUGGACUGGAGCGGUUUCAACUCACAGUUCGGCGACGUCAGAUGCGACUAUUUCCUGGGCCUUCAACGCCUAUGGCACGUCCUUCGCCAAGGCAGUUACGACCUCCACAUCUACCUUCAAUACUAUGAAAACCCAACAGACAAAGAUCCAAAAAUUGCCAAUAUUUAUUACUGGAACUUCCGGCUAGGAUCGGACUCGGAAGGUUACCCUAUCCAGUACAGCUCCUUCUCAUCCGCUGAUAACGCAGAGGACGGUUUGAUGUUGGGGUCGUUUACUCCGACCAAGUUCUGCACUCGUGACCGGGACUGUGGUACUUGCGCGCAGGACAGGGGAGUCGGGUGGUGGUACACGCCCAACUGUGAUAACUUCCCCCUGACCUUGGAGAAGGGGACAGUUUUAUGGCCAAUCGACGGAGCAAAUCGGACGCUGAGUCUAGCCGUGAUGCAGUUCUCGCCCACCUCGUACUAUUGGUAGAGCAGGGACGUCGAUGUAUGCGGCCUUCAGCAGAGCAACCACUGGGAACAUAUCAUUUAUUCUGUAUAUAUUUUCGAUUAAUAUAAUGUAUUAUUAAUCGUUAAAGGACAUAACCUAGUCUAAAUAUUUAAAGUAAAAAAAUGGUGAUGCAUAUCAUGUUAUCGUCCCGAAUUGUACUGAAUU